Molecule: messenger RNA, 1098 nt
Organism: Drosophila bipectinata
Lineage: Eukaryota; Metazoa; Arthropoda; Insecta; Diptera; Drosophilidae
Gene: kune
Product: kune-kune
Biological process (GO): regulation of tube size, open tracheal system; septate junction assembly
Cellular component (GO): septate junction; membrane
Source: RefSeq, a predicted model, not a curated record
ACUCUGUGGUUUGGGCGUGUUUCAUUCCCAUGACGCGAAGUGUUUAGUAAACAAUUUUCUUUUUUUAAUUUAAUUGUAUAAUUUUAAAUCGAAAUGGGGGCGUCUAAUCGCACCACACAAGUGGCCCUUGGCGUGUCCGCGUUCUCCUUUCUCCUUUUCGUCAUAGCCUUCUCCACGCCCUAUUGGCUGGUUACGGAUGGGCGUUUAAACGAUCCACGAUUCACGAACUUGGGACUCUGGGAGGUGUGCUUCAAGAACUUCCAGGACAUCCACAGGUUCUACGACAACCGAUUCACUGGUUGCAUGUGGGUCUUCGAGGAGGAGUACUACAUCAUACACGAUUUCCUGCUUCCUGGCUUUUACAUUGCCGUCCAACUGUUCGCCACGCUGUGCUUCGUGAUGUGCCUCCUCGCUCUGCCAUUGACGCUCAUGUUCCUGCGCACUUCCCGUGACGACGACCGUUAUGUCGUCCUGCUCCUGUCGGUGGGAACGUGCCAGGUCUUUGGUUCCAUAUUCGGAUUUAUUGCUGUCGUCAUCUUUGGGGCCAAGGGUGACUCCCGUGACUGGAUGCCCGGAUGGCAGAACAACGAUAUGGGCUGGUCAUUUGCCUUUGCAGUAGUUGGGUCUGUGCUGCUCCUGCCCGCAGGCAUUCUGUACAUGGUGCAAGCCCGACGAGAGCGCUACAAGCGCCUCAAUGAGAUCAGCAACAGGGAGAUUAGCGAGUACGGCGACGACUACUACCAGCAUCAGGCGGCAGCAGCCGCUCCAGCCCCAUCCGCUCCAUCGCCAUCGCAGUCCUACUUUGCCCCCGAGCCAAGCCGGCCAAGACGCCCGCAGCCAGGACGUGCUCCUAGCGCUCCUCCCCACGGAGGAAUCCAAACAGAUAUUUAAAUCUGACGAAGUACCGAAAUAACCGUCCAUAUCCGCAAACAUUCGAAUACUAGCAUUUAACAUUCCGUCCAGAAAGUGCACACAUACAUGCCUUAUAUGUAUUUUAAACUUACACGUAAUCUCCAUAAGCUAUAUUUUGUAUUGUCCUUUGUGUUUUUAGUCCAAAGCAUGUUUUUUAAAAUAUAUAUUAAACAUUUUAUACACAAA